AUGGAUCUGUUUAAGGCAGAAGCAAAAAAAGCCUUGAAUGAAUUGAGGGAUCAAGCAUCGGCAUCUAAUGGAGGAGGAAUUCUAGAAACCCCGAUUCAACCAGAUCUUGGCUUAGGAAUUGUACCAAGUAUUUUCAGUUACAUCCUAUGGAUGAAGUAUACAAAUUCACUUAGCAGCUAUGAAUUAGGCCAUGAUGAUAUAGUGGGAGAGUUAAAUAAAUUGAUCCAAGUUGGUACAGUCUUGGAAUACCAAGAAGUGUUUGAAGAACUGAAGGCCUUGAUGUUAGCUAAGAAUAAGCAUCUUACAGAGGAGUAUUUUACUUCUAGUUUCAUCAGUGGACUUAAGGAUGAAUUGCGAAUAGCAGUUCAAAUGUUCUCCCCAACUACCUUAGACAAGGCUAUUUACCUAGCCCGGAUGCAAGAGGUUUUGUUACAAAAUACUGCCAAGAAGGCCAAGACUACCAAGUUUCCACCACUAUUUAUUCCACAAGGCCACAAAAGCAUAUUGUCUAGCCCACAACCAAAGUCUCCAUCACCAAGAGGCAGCACCAGCACCACUACAAAUCUUCCACCCAUCAAGAGACUCACAUAUGCUGAUAUGAGAGCUAGAAGAGAGAAGGGGCUUUGCUACAAUUGUGAUGAAGUUUACUCCAAAGGACAUAAAUGCAUUAAACAACAAUUAUUCAUGCUUGUUGGAGAUGAUGAGGGAACUUCUACUUCUGAAGAUGAGUCACCUACCAACUCCCCCCUUAUCCAAGAGGUGACAGAGGAUGAGGUAGAGAUUUUAGUUCAUGCAUUGACAAGUAAUAUCACCCAAAACACUGUUAAGAUUUUGGGGUCUAUUAAAAAUAAGAAAAAAUUCACCAUUCUGAUAGAUAGUGGAAGCACACAUAGCUUCAUUGAUCCUGAGUUAGCCAGGCAGUGUGUCUGUUAUAUGGAACCCACAGGUGCAUUCCAAGUAGCAGUGGCUGAUGGAAAUAAAUUAAUAAGCAGUGCUAAAUGUCCAGACCUUCAAUGGAAAAUGCAAGGCCAUUCUUUCAAGUUUGAUAUGAGGGUUUUAGCCUUAGGAUGCUGUGAUAUGGUUCUAGGUGUGGAUUGGAUGAGAGAACUUUCUCCUGUUAAAUUUGAUUUCAAGAAUAUGCUUAUUUCUUUUAAGAAAAAUGGGAAGGAGGUUAUUCUACAAGGUAAUGCUGAGUCCACCAGCAUCUCAGUUAUGACAGGAGAGUCUUGUCAAAAGUACUUGAAGAAACACAAACAUGGCUUGGUGGGUCACCUAUUCUCCAUCACUGGUACUGAUUCAACACCCACAAUACCUACCAUACUCCAACCCCUUCUUGAUUCAUUUAAAGGCAUAUUCCAGGAACCUACUACUCUCACUCCCACUAGAGCACAUGACCACUAUAUUCCACUUCAACCAUUAUCUUCUCCACCCAACCAGAGACCUUACAGUAUUCCAUACAUUCAGAAGGAGGUAGUAGAGAAGUUAGUGCAAGAAAUGCUUAAUUCUGGGGUUAUCAGGCCCAGUCACAGUCCAUUUUCAUCUUCCAUACUCUUAGUUAAGAAGAAAGAUGGGUAUCAUCAAAUUAGAAUUCAUCUACCAGACACCCACAAAACUGCUUUCAAGAAUCACCACGGGCACUAUGAGUUUUUAGUCAUGCCAUUUGGCCUUACAAAUGCACCAAAAAGCUUCCAGGCCUUAAUCAAUGACAUUUUUGAACCUUAUUUGAGGAAGUUCAUUUUGGUAGUCUUUGAUGAUAUCUUAAUCUAUAGCCCAGACAUGGAAACUCACCUCCAACAUUUUUCCACUGCCUUCAGCAUACUCAAGGAGCAUUCUCUCUUUGCUAAAUUCAGCAAGUGCUCCUUUGGACAGUCCCAAAUUGAGUAUCUUGGGCAUAUCAUUUCCAGUGAAGGUGUUGCGGCUGACCCAGAGAAGAUAUCCUGCAUGGUGAAAUGGACUAUACCCACCACCUUAAGGUAUCUUAGAGGUUUUCUAGGCCUUACAGGUUAUUACAGGAAGUUUGUCAAUAAUUAUGGCCUUAUUUGCAAGCCAUUGACAGACUUACUUAAAAAGACUAAUUUUAGAAUGCAGAAGACCAAUAAGCUUUUGAGCAACUUAAAGAAGCUGUUACUUCAACCUCUGUGUAGAUACUUCCAGAUUUCUCAAAACCAUUUGAGCUAG
Molecule: messenger RNA, 2178 nt
Organism: Papaver somniferum (opium poppy)
Lineage: Eukaryota; Viridiplantae; Streptophyta; Magnoliopsida; Ranunculales; Papaveraceae
Exons: 4
Coding region: 1-2178 (725 amino acids)
Source: RefSeq, a predicted model, not a curated record